This is a messenger RNA of Myiozetetes cayanensis, 2657 nucleotides long. It is a transcript of the gene DYNC1I2, whose product is annotated as dynein cytoplasmic 1 intermediate chain 2. The transcript is spliced from 17 exons. Bases 175 to 2118 code for a protein of 647 amino acids. NCBI's taxonomy places the organism in Eukaryota, Metazoa, Chordata, Aves, Passeriformes, Tyrannidae. Gene Ontology annotation, biological process: transport along microtubule. The record is from RefSeq and is a predicted model, not a curated record. Gene Ontology annotation, molecular function: dynein light chain binding; dynein heavy chain binding. Gene Ontology annotation, cellular component: cytoplasmic dynein complex.
CCUCAGCCCCGCCCCGCGGGAGGGGCGCGGCGCCGGGCCCCGGGAAGAGCCCCGUCCCCGCCUCUCUCCGCGCUCGUUCCCCGCGUGAAUUGCUCUCCGAUCGCUCGCUAAGCAGCGCCUUGGGUGUCUUCCUGCACAGGUCGCCGUGUCCUUCCGCAGUUCCCCGUUUCAGCCAUGUCUGACAAAAGUGAACUGAAGGCGGAGUUGGAGCGCAAGAAGCAGCGAUUGGCUCAAAUCAGAGAGGAGAAGAAGAGAAAGGAGGAGGAGAGAAAGAAAAAAGAAACUGACCAGAAGAAAGAAGUUCUUCCUGUACAAGAAGAAUCUGAUCUUGAAAAGAAGAGAAGAGAAGCUGAAGCAUUACUUCAGAGCAUGGGGUUAACGCCUGAGUCUCCCGUUGCUGUGCAACCUCUGCGAGUAGUAACAGCGGAUACCUGUCUGUUUCACUAUUUAGUCCCUCCUCCUACCUCUCCAUCUUCCAAAUCUGUGAGUACGCCAAGUGAGGCUGGGAGCCAGGACUCCGGAGAUGGUGCUGUUGGAUCUAGGACGCUGCAUUGGGAUACUGAUCCAUCAGUUCUUCAGCUCCACUCUGAUUCCGAUCUGGGGCGUGGACCUGUUAAACUUGGAAUGGCCAAAAUUACACAAGUUGACUUUCCUCCUCGAGAAAUUGUUACAUAUACAAAGGAGACACAAACACCUGUUAUGACUCAGCCAAAGGAAGAUGAGGAAGAGGAAGAUGAUGUGGUUGCACCAAAACCAUUAGUUGAACCUGAGGAAGAAAAAACAUUAAAAAAAGAGGAGGAGGAAGAAGUUGCCCCUCAUGAACUUACAGAAGAGGAAAAACAACAAAUUUUGCAUUCUGAAGAAUUUUUAAGUUUCUUUGAUCACUCCACAAGGAUUGUUGAAAGAGCCCUUUCUGAGCAAAUCAACAUUUUCUUUGACUACAGUGGAAGAGACUUAGAGGACAAAGAAGGAGAAAUUCAAGCAGGAGCGAAACUGUCCUUAAACAGGCAGUUUUUUGAUGAACGUUGGUCAAAGCAUCGUGUUGUCAGUUGUUUGGACUGGUCAUCUCAGUACCCAGAACUGCUUGUAGCCUCUUACAACAACAAUGAGGAUGCGCCUCACGAGCCUGAUGGGGUCGCCCUUGUAUGGAAUAUGAAGUACAAGAAAACUACUCCAGAGUAUGUCUUUCACUGCCAGUCAGCAGUGAUGUCAGCUACAUUUGCAAAAUUCCAUCCCAAUCUGGUGGUUGGUGGCACAUACUCAGGCCAGAUAGUGCUGUGGGAUAAUCGCAGCAAUAAGAGAACCCCAGUGCAGAGAACACCACUGUCAGCUGCUGCUCACACGCACCCAGUGUACUGUGUGAAUGUUGUUGGGACCCAGAAUGCUCAUAAUUUGAUUAGUAUCUCAACUGAUGGGAAAAUAUGCUCUUGGAGUCUGGACAUGCUUUCCCAGCCACAGGAUAGCAUGGAGCUGGUUCACAAACAGUCCAAGGCUGUGGCUGUUACCUGCAUGUCUUUCCCUAUUGGAGAUGUCAACAACUUUGUUGUUGGCAGUGAAGAAGGCUCAGUGUACACUGCAUGCCGUCAUGGCAGCAAAGCUGGAAUCAGUGAGAUGUUUGAAGGACACCAGGGACCAAUCACAGGUAUCAACUGCCAUGCAGCAGUUGGACCUGUAGACUUCUCACAUCUUUUUGUCACCUCUUCUUUUGACUGGACAGUAAAGCUUUGGACAACUAAGAAUAACAAACCUCUCUACUCCUUUGAAGACAACUCAGAUUAUGUUUAUGAUGUGAUGUGGUCUCCAACUCACCCUGCCUUGUUUGCCUGUGUGGAUGGGAUGGGCAGACUUGACCUGUGGAAUCUCAACAAUGAUACUGAGGUACCAACUGCAAGCAUCACUGUGGAGGGCAACCCUGCUCUGAACCGUGUGAGAUGGACACAUUCUGGGAGAGAGAUUGCUGUAGGUGACUCAGAGGGACAGAUAGUUAUAUAUGACGUGGGAGAGCAAAUUGCAGUUCCUCGUGGUGAUGAGUGGACUCGCUUUGGUCGGACACUGGCAGAAAUAAACGCCAACAGAGCUGACGCAGAGGAGGAAGCUGCGACCCGAAUCCCGGCCUAGAGCUUAAAAACAGGCAGCACUGGGAAACUUGGGAAUGAUUUGAUGCAAAUCCUAAAAGUGCAAGCAUGUGUCGGUUCAAAUCGUAGCUUAAGGGAGGAAUAUAUGGAUUCAACUAUGGACUUUGAAAGCCUAUUAAGAUCACUGAAAAUCAGAUCUUGCAUUGUCACUUUUUAUAUAUAAAUUACAAGCACAUUCUUGGAUUUGUGUAACUUUUAAUACAGUUAACUUUGCAAGGAACUUAACUUUGCUGAAACACUAACCCGGUGUAAAUUUGCUACUUGGCUUCUGAAAAUUGUACUCUGAAACAGUAUCUUUCUGAAAAGUAAAAGUUCUGUUCCUAAAACUUUCUGUAUUACACAGACUAACCUUCAUUAGGUAGUAUUAUGUCUGAAGCAUUCUUUAAUUUGAACUCCUCAAAUUACCCAUGGAUAUGCAUGCAUAUGUUCCAAGUAAGUGUCAUUGUUCAUAUAUAGCUAAGCCUCAGACUCUGGUAGUGGGUAAUAUAUGUGAAUAAAAACUUGUCUGUAGUUACAAACCUA